AUGGAGAUGGGCUAUAUGAAAAUAAUCGAGCAUUUAGGCGGCAGUUUCAAGUGGUGUCCUGCUGGCUUGAGAAUCAAGACGGCGAUGAGGGUGAGGAGGCGCUAUGAAUCUCUUUCGGACGCACUCAUUUGGCAGCAAAAGAGAGCUCCGACAUUCGCGAAAGAUGGCUUGUGUGAGCGUCAGGGGAGUGGCGGAAAAAUGUGUGAUGCAGGUCCGUUGGCAUGGCUCUUCACAUGUGAAAAAGCUUGCGGCAAACCGGGCGUGUCAACGUGGACUAUCGUGAAACUCCGACGAGAUGGGAUAGUUGAUGGAUCUCUCAACGGGGGAGGAUAA
This is a messenger RNA of Protopolystoma xenopodis, 333 nucleotides long. Lineage: Eukaryota; Metazoa; Platyhelminthes; Monogenea; Polystomatidea; Polystomatidae. The record is from the annotation of a GenBank genome assembly.